AUGAGUGACACAGAGAGUAUCAAUAGUGAUUAUAUCCCCAAUUCCAGCUUCGCGGCACCGGAUCAUGACAUCGAUGAUCACGAACACCAUGUCCAUCUUUCUGUUGACGAUGCUGAAAUUCUCGAUGGUGCCCUCAAUGAAUUGUCAAUCCACGACAACUCAAAGGACCAUACUCCUACUAUCACUGAACCUUUACCACCCCACGCCUGUGCCUACUGUGGGAUCCAUAACCCUUCGUCAGUGGUGAAAUGUAAUACUUGUGAUAAAUGGUUUUGUAAUAGUAAGAACUCCACCAGUGGGUCCCAUAUCAUCACCCAUUUAGUGAUGGCGCGUCAUAAUUCGGUGUCGUUACAUCCGGAUUCAGAUUUAGGCGAUACUCUGCUCGAGUGUUAUAGUUGUGGUCUGAGAAACGUUUUCCUAUUAGGGUUUGUCACCGCCAAGGAAGACACGGUCGUGGUGAUGUUGUGUCGAUUGCCAUGUGCCCAACAACAAAGCAACGAAUGGGAUACCAGUAAAUGGGAAUCAUUGAUUGAAAACCGUCAAUUCUUAACCUGGCUUGCCGCCCCACCAUCCGAAGAAGAAUUGUUGGAUGCCAGAGAAAUCACCCAAACCCAAAUCUCCAAAUUAGAAACCCAAUGGCGGUUAAACCGUAACGCCACCAUCGAUGAUGUCGAUAAGAAAAACAUUGAAGAAGAAAAAAUCGAACCGAUCUUGUUGCGUUAUACCGAUGCCUACGAAUAUCAAAAAUCUUUCUCCCCAUUAAUUGAACUCGAAGCAGAAUAUGAUAAACAAUUGAAGGAAUCGCAAGCGUUAGAACAUAUUUCUGUUAGAUGGUCACUCAGUUUAAGUAAUCGUCACUUAGCAUCUUUUGUGCUAUCGACGUUUGAAACCAAUGAAUUGAAGGUCGCGGUGGGAGACGAAAUGAUUUUACGUUACAACGUUUCCGAUCACCCACCUUGGGAAUCCACCGGGUUCAUCGUUAGACUUCCAAGCUCCCAUUCCGAAGAAUUCACCCUUGAAUUAGUGCCAUCGAAAAAACCCCCUCCAACCGAUUUUAAUGAAGAUUUCACCGCGGAAUUCGUAUGGAAAGGAAUCACUUAUGAUAGAAUGCAACAUAAUUUGAAAGAAUUCGCCGUCAAUGAAAACUCGGUAUCCCCAUUCAUUUAUCAUACAAUUUUGGGUCACGAAAUCUCCCCAAUUGAAUUCCAAAUCAAUUUGCCAGAAGAUUUGUCGAUAAAGAAUUUCGCGAAAUUAAAUACCUCGCAAACCAACGCCAUUAAAAAUGUGUUGACUAGACCACUCUCAUUAAUCCAAGGUCCUCCAGGUACUGGGAAAACUGUGACUUCCGCCACCAUCGUUUACCAUUUGUCUAAGAUCACCAAACAAAGAAUUCUCGUUUGUGCCCCAUCUAACGUUGCUGUCGAUCAUCUUGCAUCUAAAUUGAACUCGCUUGGAUUGAAGGUUAUUCGUAUCACUGCCAAAAGCCGUGAAGAUGUCGAAAGCUCUACCGAUGAAUUAUCUUUGCAUACCUUGACCAAAAAUAAGGCCACCGGUGAAUUGAAAAAAUUGAUGAAACUUAAAGAGGAAUUGGGAGAGUUGAGUCUGGAAGAUAACCGGAAAUACAUGAGACUUCUUCGAAGAUUUGAAGCCGAUCAAUUAAAGAAAGCCAAUGUUAUCUGUACCACUUGUGUUGGGGCCGGUGACAAGCGUCUUGAUAGAUUCACCUUCCCAGUGGUUUUAAUCGAUGAAUCUACCCAAUCUAGUGAACCUGAAUGUAUUAUUCCAAUAGUUAAAGGGGCACGUCAAGUGGUGCUUGUUGGCGAUCAUCAACAAUUAGGUCCAGUGAUUCUCGAGAAAAAAGCGGCUAAAGCAGGGUUGAAACAAUCGCUAUUUGAAAGAUUGGUCCUCAUUGGCCAUAUUCCUAUUCGUUUGGAAGUCCAAUACCGUAUGAAUCCUUGUCUUAGUGAGUUCCCAAGUAAUAUGUUUUAUGAAGGGUCUUUACAAAACGGGGUUACGGUAGAAGAUCGUCUUAUUACCAACGAAUUCCCUUGGCCAAUCAAGAACACCCCAAUGAUGUUUUGGGCAAAUUACGGGAAGGAAGAAAUCUCCUCUAGUGGAACUUCGUAUUUGAACAGAGUGGAAGCAAUGAAUUGUGAGAAAUUGGUGACCAGACUUUUCAAAGAUGGGAUCACUGCUGAUCAAAUUGGGAUCAUCACUCCGUAUGAGGGGCAACGUGCGUACGUGGUACAAUAUUUGACGAUGAACGGGACAAUUGCCGAUCGUAAACAAGAAUACUCUACCGUGGAAGUAGCAUCAGUCGAUGCUUUCCAAGGUCGGGAAAAAGAUUUCAUUAUUUUGUCGUGUGUUCGUGCCAAUGAUCAACAAAGUAUUGGGUUCCUUAGUGAUCCACGUCGUAUGAAUGUUGCGUUAACCCGGGCAAAAUAUGGGUUGAUUGUCCUUGGUAAUCCUAGAUCUUUAUCGAAGAAUAUUCUUUGGAAUCAUUUGUUGAUUCAUUUCCGUCAAAAUGGGUGUCUUGUCGAGGGACCAUUAGACAAUUUGCAAUUAAGUUCGAUUCAACUCAGAAAUCCAAAUUCGAGGUAUACUAGUCGUCAAAAUGCCCAAUUUAGAAACAACGCCGAACAAUACGCCACUCCUGCCAAUUUGAUGUCACAACAACAACAACAGCAGCACCAGCACCAGCAUCAGCAAGUGAACCCAGGAGUGGCCAGCUUCUUUGACUUUGAUGCUUCAAAAUCGCAACCUUUUGGCAGUAAUUUUGCGAUGAUGAAUGAUUUUGAUACUUCAUUCUUAAACCCAACUGGCGGUCCACUGCAUGGGGUUUCCGGAGGGUUUGGUAAUGAUGCUUAUGCCAAUUUCUUUCAAAAUUCCCAACAAUGGCCGGUUUUGGGAAAUACUAAUGAUAAUAUUUAUGACAGCAGCAAGGCCAUGCUCGGAUCAAGUCAAAGUGAAAGAUUAAGAGAUGAUAAUAAACAGAGAAACGGGGCUGCUAAUAAUAAUAAUAAUAAUAAUAAUAAUAAUAAUAAUAACAACGUCGGGGAUUCUUUAUGA
Molecule: messenger RNA, 3069 nt
Organism: Saccharomycopsis crataegensis
Lineage: Eukaryota; Fungi; Ascomycota; Saccharomycetes; Ascoideales; Saccharomycopsidaceae
Gene: NAM7
Product: ATP-dependent RNA helicase NAM7
Exons: 1
Coding region: 1-3069 (1022 amino acids)
Biological process (GO): nuclear-transcribed mRNA catabolic process, nonsense-mediated decay
Cellular component (GO): cytoplasm
Molecular function (GO): RNA helicase activity; ATP binding; DNA binding
Source: RefSeq, a predicted model, not a curated record